Molecule: messenger RNA, 1728 nt
Organism: Ixodes scapularis (black-legged tick)
Lineage: Eukaryota; Metazoa; Arthropoda; Arachnida; Ixodida; Ixodidae
Product: potassium channel subfamily K member 10
Exons: 3
Coding region: 261-1676 (471 amino acids)
Biological process (GO): potassium ion transmembrane transport; stabilization of membrane potential
Cellular component (GO): membrane
Molecular function (GO): potassium ion leak channel activity
Source: RefSeq, a predicted model, not a curated record
AGAGAGCCCGCGCCGUGUGCCAGCCGGGUAACGCGCAGCAUCCAUCCGGGAUCGAUGCGGAAGCGUUUCUCCGGAGGUCCGGCCGGCGCUGAGAGCCCCGGUGUGGCAGCCCGGUGUCCCGGUGUUGCAGCCCGGCGGCUAUUUUGAGGGCGGUCCCAAGCCGAGGCCCGCUUGGCUGGGGCCCAGCUGCAGCUUGGGGGCGCCCAGGCGGCCCGAUUUGGGCAGCGUCGCCCAGCGCAGGCAGGCUGCACAGCAAGAGGAUGUCGUCGAGGAGCCCGUCGCCACGGGCGGCCCGGCGGCCCGCGUUCCUCAGCCAGCCGUCGGUCAUCAGCUGGCAAUCGGACCCGUCCCGGCCGCCCCAAUACCUCAUCCUCAAUCCUAUGCACAUUGUCAACCUGACGGCGGACAAGACCAAGAGUUGUGCAGUGCGCGUGGCCCAGAGCAUCAAAGCCUUCAGUCAGCGCUGGUUCUCGCACAUCCUGCUGCUCCUGGUCCUCCUCGCCUACGCAGCCAUGGGUGCCGCGCUGUUCCAGCUCAUCGAAGGCCCCUUCGAGGACAAGCAGAAGCAGACGAUCGUGAACGCGCGCCAGUACAUCAUCGAGGAUUUGGUGCUCGCCCAGCGCACCCUCUCCGUGGCCGGAUUCCGGAGGCACGCGCUGCGUCGGCUGCGGGAGUUCGAGACGCAAGUGCGCGUGCUGGAGGAUGAGGCUCGCGUGCUGAGUCACUCGGAGAAAAAGAUAUGGUCCUUCUGGGGCGCGCUCUUCUACUGCGGCACCGUGUUCACCACCAUCGGCUACGGCAACAUCGCGCCCAGCACGGUGACUGGCAUGGCAGCCACCGUGCUGUACGCCUUCGUGGGCAUCCCCUUGCUGCUCAUGGUGCUCGCCGACCUGGGCAAGCUCUUCACCAGGGCCAUCAAGUGGGUCUUUCUGUCCGUGCGCCAGCUGUUCCGCACGGGUCGUUGCGGCAAGCACAGGUCCAAAGCACCACCCCCGCAGCUGCAGUACGUGGCGUUCGUGUGGCGCAAAGUGAACGACACCAUGGCAUACGUGCCGUACCCGGCCUACCUCAAGGCCGAGCCCACCACCCCGACCUCGGAGGAGCCCGGCGAAGAGACCAGCAAGGCGACCAGCGAAGAGGAGCUCGUCAUCGACGAUGAGUUCAACCUGCCAGUAUCCUUGGCCCUGCUCUUGCUCUCCAUCUACAUGACGGUGGGUGCCUGCGUGUUCACCAUUUGGGAGUCAUGGACCUUCUUUGAGGCUUUCUACUUCGUCUUCAUUUCGAUGAGCACCAUCGGGUUUGGCGACUUUGUGCCAGACCAUCCCAUGUUCAUGAUGGCCACCUUCAUCUACCUUCUCUUUGGCCUGGCGCUUACCUCGAUGUGCAUCAAUGUGGUUCAGGAAAAGUUGUCCGCCAUCUUCGACAGGGCAAAGAUGCAGCUCGGCACCACCAUCGGCUUUGACGCCAUGAUGAUUGACCAGGAACGAAAGGAGCCGCUGGAAGGCGAUGUCAAAGAGGCCGUCGCCAAGGAUGCUAUAGCCAAAGGGGCCAUCAUCAAGGAGCUGACCUCAAAAGACGCUGUUGCUAAGGACGCUUCCGCUAAAGAUGCCGCCGCUCAAAACGCCGCUAAGAAGGAUGCUGCAACCGUAAAAGGGAAAAACAAGGAACAGACCUGACCAGGACGAGUGUUUCUGGUUUGGAAUAAAGUGUUCGCGUAAGUAAACGGAA